Camelina sativa (false flax) is the source of this 1077-nucleotide messenger RNA. NCBI's taxonomy places the organism in Eukaryota, Viridiplantae, Streptophyta, Magnoliopsida, Brassicales, Brassicaceae. The record is from RefSeq and is a predicted model, not a curated record.
AUGAAAGACCGUGGAUUACAGGCUUACUUUCAUAGAGAUGGAUUGUUCUUGUGUCAAGAAAAGUAUGCUACAGAUCUUCUCAUUAAUGCUGGAAUGAAAGAUUGCUCUCCAAUGCCUACUCCUCUUCCUCUGCAACUCGACAAGUUACAGGGUCAACAUGAGCUGUUUUCUGAUCCAACUUGUUUUAGGAGCUUAGCAGGAAAGCUUCAAUAUCUUACUUUAACUCGUCCAGACAUUCAGUUCUCUGUUAACUACGUCUAUCAAAAGAUGCACCAGCCGACAGUGUCAGAUUUUCAACUUCUGAAACGAUUACUUAGAUACGUUAAAAGCACAGUUCGAAUGGGGAUCAAUCUGUACAGCAACUCUGCUUCUAACCUCACCGCCUUUAGUGACAGUGAUUACGCAGGCUGCAAAGACACAAGACGUUCGACAGGCGGAUUCUGUACGUUUCUUGGAACCAAUAUCAUCUACUGGUCUGCUAAGCGCCAUCCCACAGCCUCCAAGUCUUCUACUGAAGCAGAGUAUCAAACUAUGUCAGAAGUGGCUUCGGAGAUGAAGUGGAUAUCAUCUCUCCUCCGCAAUCUGGGUAUAGCUCAACCAGACACCCUAGAACUCUUUUGUGAUAAUCUCUCUGCCAUAUACUUAUCAGCCAAUCCCACUCUUCAUAACCCGUCCAAACAUUUUGAUACUGAUUUUCACUAUGUGAGGGAACGUGUCUCCCUUGGCACAUUGGUGGUUAAACACAUUCCUACGCACUCCCGGAUCACAUAUGUGUUUACCAAGUCACUGCCUCAACAACCUUUUUGUGCUCUUCGUUCCAAACUUGGUGUUUGCUUACCACCCAACACAAUCGAGCUUAACAAAAGAAGAGAAGUGGGCCUUGCGACCAAACCAGAGCCCACCAAGUCUGUCCCACAAACUCUGCAUCAAGACAGAGGAUCUCUGCAGAACUGUGACGCAAGGACUGUUAAGUCUGUUCCUCAAAUUAAGUUGAGCACCACGGUCAAGCCUGCUCCCCAAAUCAAGCUGAACAACCGUUACGAUUGUCUCCUAUCACAAGAUGCCUUCGACAACUAG